Molecule: messenger RNA, 8434 nt
Organism: Macrobrachium nipponense
Lineage: Eukaryota; Metazoa; Arthropoda; Malacostraca; Decapoda; Palaemonidae
Product: sodium-independent sulfate anion transporter-like
Exons: 12
Coding region: 135-2117 (660 amino acids)
Biological process (GO): transmembrane transport
Cellular component (GO): plasma membrane
Molecular function (GO): sulfate transmembrane transporter activity
Source: RefSeq, a predicted model, not a curated record
CAGUCGCUGUGGUAGUUGUGUCCGCGAUAAACGUCGGGAAAUAAGCUCUGUGCUUUGCCGUGACGUUUAACACACGCACAAAAGGACUGAUAACGAAAAAUUUUUUAGUUUAUAUUUUUGCAGUCUUCUACGUCAUGGAUUCAGACAACGUACAUCGAGAUGACGCUGUGUACCGCAGUACCGUCGUGGCUCUCGAAGGCGACUCACCUAGACCCCCUGGCGGUGCCGCCUGCAUCAAGAACAAACUGAGCAAAUGCCUGAGCCGGAAGACCCUGCACAGGAGGCUUCCCUGCAUCUCCUGGAUGAGGAGUUACACGGCCUCCUGCUUCUUCGGAGACCUGCUCGCUGGCUUCACCGUGGGACUCAUGCUGAUACCUCAGGCGCUUGCUUACGGCAUCGUCGCUGGACUGCCCCCCAAUUACGGUCUCUACUCAGCCUUCAUGGGCUGCUUCGUCUACCUGUUCUUCGGCUCGACGAUGGACCUCAACAUCGGCCCUACGGCUAUCAUGGCUCUGAUGACACUUCAGUACACAAGCAACGGAGGACCUGAUUACGCCGUUUUGCUCUGUCUCAUCUCCGGGCUUAUUGAACUCGUCGCCGGAAUCAUCAAUUUGGGCUUCCUAAUCAACUUCAUCUCUCAACCGGUGAUCAGCGGCUUCACCUCAGCAGCCGCCGUGACAAUCGCCUCCUCGCAACUGAAGCCCCUCUUCGGUCUGAAGCUGAAGACGGAGGGCCUCUUGGACACCUGGAUGAAGGUGGCCAAGAACCUGCCGAAUUUCAAGUGGCAGGACCUCACCCUCGGGGUCGUCUGCAUCAUCAUUCUCACCAUCAUGAAGGCCUCCAGGAACGUCCGAUGGCCCUGCAUGGACCCCAACAGCAGGAGUUUUGGCCAGAGGGCUCUCCGUCAGGUGGUGUUCUACCUGUCAGUGGGUCGCAACGCCAUCAUCGUGGUGAUAGCAGCCGUGAUCGCCUUCGCCCUGGAAGGAGACGACCAACCUUUCACGCUGACAGGAUACGUGGAGCCAGGAGUCCCUCCCGCAGCCCUGCCGCCCUUCACGACGGUGAUCAACAACCAGACGAUGACCUUCCCAGACAUCAUGAAUGAUGUGGGCAUCGGAAUCUUCAUGAUUCCCUUCAUCGCCAUCUUGGACAACAUUGCCAUCGUCAGCGCCUUCGCCAAGGGCAGGACCUUCGAUGCCACUCAGGAGAUCAUUGCCCUUGGGCUCGCCAACAUUCUUGGCGCCUUCUUCGGGUCUAUGCCAGUGACGGGGUCACUCUCCAGGACAGCUGUCAACCUCACCAGCGGCGUGAGAACUCCUGCAGGAGGCCUGAUCACGGGUAUCAUGGUCCUCUUGGCCCUGUGGUUCCUUACGCCGACUUUCUAUUUCAUUCCCCGAGCGACAUUGGCGGCAGUGAUCAUCUGCGCCGUAUUGCACAUGGUAGACUAUGAGAUCAUCAUGCCGCUGUGGAGGAGCAAAAGGAUUGACCUGAUUCCCUGGGGCAUCACCCUCAUUGCCUGCCUGGGGUGGGGACUUGAAUGGGGUAUUUUACUGGGCAUUGGCGUGAACCUCGCCAUGCUGCUAUACUCGAUCGCCACCCCAGCCGUCAGGAUCUCAGUGGUGCCACCCAGUAAGCAGCACGCUGGUUACAUCCUUGUUGCCCCAUCUCACGGUGUCAGCUAUCCCAGCAUCACCCAUGUCAGGUCAGCCGUGAGGAAGGCUGGUCUCAGACAAGCUGGAGGUUCACUCCCAGUUGUCAUCGACUGCGCUUUCAUCGAUACUGUUGACUUUACCUCUGCAAAGGGAAUGAAAGGUAUGAUCGAGGACUUCCAAAGACGUGGACAGACGCUAGUCUUCGUAGGCAUGAAGCCAAAGCUCGUCAAGAUAGUGUCAGCUCUUCACGAAGGCAUCACAGUCUGCCCAUCCUUUGAUGUUCUCGAUGAAAUUCUGGCAGAUGGCCAAACAGAACUACCUCUGGAGAGUCUAAACAAUGAUGGAAGACACAUGGUCAUGAGUGGAGGCGUGGUGGUAAGCAGCAUGAUAACCACUCCUACAUCUGACACGAGCGAAGCCGCCAAUCCUCUUCUGAGCACAACAGUAUUCCAGGACCACAAAUAACAAAGAAUUGAAGAAGAAGAGGAAGUGAACCUCCUUUCUCCAGUAAAUUUAGAUUUUCUGUGAAGCCCCAAAAGAGGAACUACAAAUUUUCACACGUUCAUUUACUCUUUGCAUUCUGAAGAAAAAAGUGAACAGUGAUCUGUGCAUCUACUUCAGCUGACUGAAUUGAACAAGGGAAAAAAGGACUUUGUUUAGCUAAGUUUGAUGACCAAAUUGUGAAAGUUAUUAAUUGUGAUAACGUUUACAUGUGAUGUGUAUAUAUACAUAUAAAUUUUAUUCAAGAAACAACAGAAUUAAGGUACGAAAAGAGCUCUUGUCAUUCCAGUUUCUUUCUGCUGAGAUUGGAGUGACAACAGAAAGCUCUGUAAUUUACAGAUAUAUACAUAUAUAUUACAGUGUGUAAUAUCUACUAUUUAUUAAUGUACAAUUAUUUAUUACUGCAACCAAGGAAAUUCUAACGUGACCAAGGAACUUUGCAAAUUAAUGUAAAGGAAGCAACGUGAAAGUAGGAGCUCAUCUGUUCUAAAAGAUUAAAUUUGAGUGCAAUUUUAUCUUUAAGAAGUUAGCGUCGAAUAUUUCAUACUUGAGAUCUGUUCACACAAUUGCUACCUACGUAAGAUGCAUUAUUUAAGUCAAGAUUAUAAGCAAAGCACAAUUUUCCAAUACAUUUGUACAAUUUUAACUGUAAAGAUUAAAGAGUUUAUGUUUAUUCAUAUGUUCUGCGAAAGUUCUCUGCUAUGGGAAGUGUAUUAAGAGGUAUAAUUUAUAUUCACUCUCAACCAACCUUUCUUACUUUAUUGGAAGACCAGUGGGGUAGGUUAGGCAGCUUCUUGCCUAGCCUAAACUAAUGGUGUAGGGUAGGCAGCUUAAUGCCUAGCCCAGCCUAUGCCUAAAGACUAUAAGUAUGUAGGAGCUUAGCCUAGGUGAACCCAGCCCACCGGCCUAACUCUUACAAGGCUCCUUCAUUUCAAUGCGGAGAGUGAAAUUUAUAUAUAAUAACUGCCUUAGUUGUUUAUAUGUCUGUUGAGUAUUUUGUAUUUUUCUACAGUUUAAUUUUAGUGUAAUUUAUAUUCACGAAGGCUGUCUCGUAGCCCUUGCAUUGUGUGAAGCCAUGCAUUUAUUAUGCCCUGCUGGAUAGAGAAGGGUGUAGCAAUUUGGUGCGUGUAUGUGUGAGUGAGUGAGUUGUGUGUUUGUGGGAAUUCCUAGUUACUAAAGAUAUUACUUAAGUUGAUUCAUUCAACAGUUUCCUCCUCCAGACAAUUUUUUAUGGGUUCGGUAACUUUUAGCUAAAGUGGCCUGUACUGAUUUUCUUGAUAAAACUGUAUCUUACAUCUAGAACAAUUCCCUUCAGAAAUCUUGUGAAAGUUAGGAUCUUGAUGCUAUCUUCAAGAAAAAUAUUCUAUAAGUGAAAUUUUAUAUUGGUUACUUAGUGAAUUCUACAAUAAAUCAAUAUACUGUAAUCAGUUCCCCUAGCUACUCGAAAAUAUUCUAGUAAAUAAAUAAAAGAUGUUGGAUGAAAAAAACCAUACAUUAUUAUGACAAGGGUACUCAUUGUUUUCAUCAACUGGAUUUGAGGACCAUCAUAUUCAAUGAUUAUAGAAUUUUACUGUUAACCUGCAGUAUUAAUUUGCAGUAUUAAAACUUGAUUUGUAAGUGAACACACUUAUGGAUAGUGCACAAACCAUGACCACAUCAGAUAAACCUAAGUUUAUCACAUCUAAAUUGGGAAACAGUAGAUACAAGAGAUCUUAAGGGUGUCAGUGUGUGUAUGCGAGUGUUUCUGUGCGUGAUCUGAACAGUAUGAAAACUAUGCCUGUUAUUUUAUCCUUGUAUAACUAAAAUUCAUAAAGCUAGGGUGUUGCGUGAGAACAGCAGUAGCGUUGGAGCCUUAACCACUGUGCAAAGGGUGUAGAUAAGCGAAUAGAUCGUUUCCCACUACUAGUUUAGAAUAAAGGAGUGCUGUCCCUCUUCUGUAAUGGUAAGAGGUUUUUUCUUUGUCAAAGACAGCAGCAUAUCAAAAUAUUUCCAGACAAGUAUACACUUGCCAUUACACCCCUGCACAAUACAGUUAUUAGUACGACAAAACUCAUAGUCUUUUUUCUGAUGUAAUAGACUAAUCACCUCAGUAGUAUAUACAGUACUUUCACCCAAGUUUAGGAUUAAGUGUAAAAGUUUUCUCAGUGUGAAUUACUUCAACAAUCACAGCCUAAUGAUGGUUACUGAACAUUAUUACGGUUUACUCCAACCAAUCGUUUUUAGCUGCACGUUUACAAACAGCACAAAUUCCAUUAGUUUUUAAUGUAUAUUAUAAGGUGCCAAAGUGAAAGAAACCUGUAUCUCAGUAUUAAAACACUGAUGUCAUUCUUCUGGAGUUCUGCUCUGGGAUACAAAUGUGCCACAACACAGCCACACAACUAAGAGGAACAUUUGAAAUAGAGAUGUUUCACUGUAGGGGUCUAAGUCUAAGGCCUGAGAUACUCAGAAAAGUUAGUUCGUGCGGUAAAACAUGACUAUAAACUCAUAAACACUAAUGUGACAGUGACUAUGGAUGAGUAGUUGCCUUAUUUGUCGAUCAAUCUGACACGCAUCUACAGUAGAAUGGUGUACAGUAGAACAUUUAUAAAUUUGAUCAUUUUUGCCGAAGGAAUCCCCACUUUCAGUCGCAAUAAUGUAAUGAGUCUAGAGUCUAACUUUACCCACAUCACUCCCUUCCUCUAUGUGUUAGGAAAGUUUAAUUCAUAAUACCGUUAGUUUUUCAUAGCUGUAGAUCAUAGAGCUGAUUCCAUGUGUUCGUAGAGAAGAUAAAACGAUGAUGUUAGUCCUUAAGAUGGAGAUUUGUUGUCUGUUGAGAUAAUUAUAUAGCCUCGUUUAUUUUGAUCCUCCAGAGUAAUUAUAUAGAUAUUGGAAAAUUUAAACAUUUUUUUGUGAUCAGUUGGCUGUGCAACAAUGAUAUUGACGCAUAAUUGUUCUUUUAAGCAUUGCAUUUUUUCAAUUAUAUCACCAAACUUUUUGCAACAAAGAGCAAUAAGUCUUCACUGCAGAUCUUACUAUACAGUGUAGCUAUUUAGAUUCUUGCAAAAAUAUAUCUAUAUAUACAUAUAUAUACGUAUAUAUAUAAUAUAGAUAUAUAUGUGUGUAUGUAUGUAUGUAUGUAUAAUUACCCUUGUCUCAGUAUUAUUACUUACAACAUUUAUCAUAAAACUCACAAUAAGUUCUCACUUUUACCAUUAACCUUUAGAAUAACACCAUAUUCCUUUAUAUAUUUGCCUGCAGUUUUUUUUAUUUAAUUAAGUUUAAUCUAUAUAUAAUAAUAAUCCAUAUUCAUAAUUCCCACCAUGUUAUAAACUUAACCACUAACUAUAUUAUAAAAAAUAUAGUCACAUUCUAAAUUAUGUUAGACCAAACAUCCAUUUUUUUUUUGAGUAAGUUUAUGUUACCAACACUCAAGAAUCAUGUACACCUUACACCAAGAAACUGAAAAAAAGAAAUACUUUUUACAUCUCGCCUGUGCCUCCACCAACUGUUCUUAACUGCUUCAAAGAUCAUUUGCAGCUCUGCACUGAAGUGUUGUUCUUCCACCCACACCACAACCCCCUUCCAGAGUUGCUUUCUGCACUGUAAAUAUAUAUAUUCUGUGAUUUGCAAUGGUUGUGAAGCGCCAUAAUCAUCAUCCCCAUUUUUCCCGAGCAAAAUCUCUGAAAAGAAGGAACGAAUGCCUGAGGCCUCUGUUUCAUAAUGUUUAUGAGAGACCUGUAUUUUGUAACGUUUCGUAUACGACUAUUUUCCAUACCGUUUAGUCUAGACUUAUAUUCACAUCACGUUUCGACUUACUGUCUCCUGCUUAGCAAACUGCUAAGUAAAGGACAGUACGUCGAAGGGCCUAGCACGACUCCCUUGUUUCUCUUUCCUUCGUGGCAUUUGUUUUUAUCAUGUUUCAUAUAGGUUAUCUUGCUUAACGUUUCAUACAGGCCUCUUUUUCAUAACGUUUCUUAUAGGACUUUGUUUCAUAACCUUAUAAGCCUAGGUUUCAUAACGUUUUGUAUACGCCCAUAUACUGCCUUUAAUCAGUUUCUGACAUCAAUUGAGUCCUACUCAACGCGACCACGUUCUUACACAAACUGAAACAAAACAUUUCGUAUAGGCAUAUGUGUCAUAACGUUUACUCUAGGCCUAUGCUUCAUAUCGUUUCAUCUUCGCCUAUACACUGCCUUGAAUUAGUUUAUGACCUCUGAUCAUUUCAUCAGCUGCGUCCAACCUAACGAGACCACGUUCUUACAGCAAAACGGGAAAUCCUAUAGGCCUACCCAAGAGUCAUAUUAACAAGUAUCGAUCAUAUCAUAAUACAAACACAAACAGCAUGUGUGUGUGUAUGUGUGUGGAGACCUUCAGUGCUUGUACGUUUCUUCGUCUUUGAAUUUCAGAGUUGUAUAUUAAAUCUUCCUCCGUGAGGAUGCCACUAAUAUUUUACUGUAUGUCACUAUGCUGUAAUCAUCACCCUUAGGCCUAUGUCUUCAUUUUAAGUCUUCACGUUUAUCCCGUGUGAUAUGCUACAGAGAGCGAGAGAGAAAUGAAAAUAAGUGUAUGGUUGACCCGACCUGACCUGGCCUUGCCUGUGAUGACACAAGCACCAUUUCGUGAAAUCACCUUCGCCUAUUUCGUAAAAUUAUAAGGCGUCAAUCAUACCUAUUCUCUUCCGUAUCCCAAUUAUCAGAUUUUUCUAAAUUAGUCCUUCAUUUAUUUCAUUACACCUUUUUUUAUCCAUCCAGCGAGGACAUAGGUCUAUCAUUCUCGCUCUUUAUACUUCGUCCACUUUCCUCCGUCUUUGAAAAAAUAUUAGUAAAAAUUAUAUAACUUCAUGAGUUAUAACCAGCUUGAAGUCAGCUACAAGAACAAUAGCCAAUACACUCCCUCGGUUACGUAUACAAUAGACAAUCUAUUACCUCGAUUACAAAAUCAAUAGACCAUAGAUUCACCCGGCUACAAAAACAAGUCUGCUCCUUCAGUUUCGUAAACGAAACACGUUACUAACUCGGCUACAAAAACAAGAUUAUCAAACCAACAGCCAAUACAUUUCCUCAGUUAUGCAAACAACAGACAAUCUAUUCCCUGUUACAAAAAGAAUAGCCAGUACACUCCCUCGCUUACGUAUAAAAUAUACCCAUUAGCUCCUUCGGUUACGCAAACAAUAAUGCAUCGCUUCCCUAGGUUACAUAAACAAUAAGAAAGUUAUCCCGGUUUAAAAGACGUUAAUAAUAAUAUAUAAUAUAAUAACAAUAAUGUUCAAACUCCCUCGUUCAAAUUGGGGGAUUAAUCCUAUACCAAAAUUCGAGUAGAAAUAACGUGAGCAUGCGCAGUAGCUGAAUGGAAUUAUUACAAAACCGUCAUAAAUUAUAUAAUAUUCCUCAUCACAACAGUUAUGCAUGUGAAUUUUAUGUAAUUCCAUUAUUUUGUCAUAUCUGAGAUGCAUUUAGUUGAAUCUGUUUGUAUUAUAAAUGAGACUAACUAUGUAUUUCCAGCGGUUUUACAUUUAUAUUUUUAUGUGUGAGAUUAGAAGCAUUCCACCAUUCUUGGUAAUGUAUGGAAUUACAAACAUUCCAGUCUUUGUUGGUAAUAUAUGAAUUAUGUAUUACCACUUGUUAUAUAUAUAUUUUCGAAAAUAUAAGACUACAACACAUUCCACCAUUCUUAGUAAUGUAUAAGACUAUGUGUUUCCCCCUAUUUUAUACAUACAUCCGAAUGUAUGUACCUACAAAUCCCACCAUUAUUGGUAAUGUAUGAGUCUAUGUAUUUCCAUCUACGGAAUCAUUUAUCCCAUUCCCAGUAAUGUAUGAGACUAUUUCCACCUAUUUACUAAUGUAUGAGACUACAAACAUUCCCGCCAUUCCUGAUAAUGUAUGGGACUGAGUACUUCCACUGUCUCUUUUUUUAUGUAAAUUACUCUUGAAAAUCUCAUCCACAACUCUCAUCGCUUCUUAGAGUACUUGAUAAUAUAAGAAAACAUAUGACACAUAACGAGUAACCACUCCUUUGUCAAUGAAUCGUUAACCUUUUCAAACAUACCAUCUUUGUUUAUGUAUUCAAACUAUUUUUUUUUCUUAAAGCAUUGUUUUUAUGUGUUAAAAACCUACAUGUUUUUUUUUCUUAAAUGAUAUUUCUAUAUUAUACAUCAAAGGACCACUUCAAUGCUGUGAAUUUCCAAGGCGAGAUUCCAUUACUCCAUUUAAGCCAAAUUUACCCCCAUUUACAUAAUAUUUGCAUAAGUCAUUUAAGAAUCAACAAACUUAUUUUUUUACAAGAAGAAAAAACAGUUAACAGAC